This is a messenger RNA of Chelonoidis abingdonii (Abingdon island giant tortoise), 3281 nucleotides long. It is a transcript of the gene DMWD, whose product is annotated as DM1 locus, WD repeat containing. The record is from RefSeq and is a predicted model, not a curated record. Gene Ontology annotation, molecular function: protein binding. NCBI's taxonomy places the organism in Eukaryota, Metazoa, Chordata, Testudines, Testudinidae.
AUGGGGCACAUCCCUCCCACCGCCGGCUUCAUCUCCCUGACCCCGGGCGAGCCCGCCGAGCGCAGCCGCCUCUGCUGCAACCUGGGCCGGGAGCUUUACUUCUACUCGGGCUGCGGGCCGGGCCCCGGCGGCCGCGCCAGCAGGCGGUCCCUGGAUCUGAACAAGCCCAUCGACAAGCGUAUCUACAAAGGCACACAGCCCACCUGCCAUGACUUCAACCAGUUCACGGCCGCCGCUGACAGCAUUUCGCUGCUGGUGGGCUUUUCCGCCGGCCAGGUCCAGUACCUGGAUCUCAUCAAGAAGGACACCAGCAAGUUGUUCAAUGAGGAGCGGCUCAUCGACAAGACGAAGGUGACCUACCUGAAGUGGAUCCCGGAGACGGAGAGCCUCUUCCUGGCCUCCCAUGCCAGUGGGCACCUGUACCUGUACAAUGUGGAGCACCCGUGUGGCUCUGCCUUGCCCCAGUAUACUCUCCUCAAGCAGGGCGAGGGCUUUGCCGUCUACACCUGCAAGAGCAAAAGCGCCCGCAACCCGCUGGUGAAGUGGGCGGUGGGCGAGGGGGCCCUCAACGAGUUCGCCUUCUCACCCGACGGCCGCUACCUGGCCUGCGUCAGCCAGGACGGCUGCCUCCGCGUCUUCCACUUCGACUCCAUGCUGCUGCAGGGUAUGAUGAAGAGCUACUUCGGGGGGCUGCUGUGCGUCUGCUGGAGCCCCGACGGGCGCUACGUUGUCACCGGCGGCGAGGACGACCUGGUGACCGUCUGGUCCUUCGCCGAGGGCCGGGUCAUCGCCAGGGGGCACGGGCACAAGUCCUGGGUCAACGCGGUGGCCUUCGACCCCUAUACCAGCAGCGUGGAGGAGGAGGAGCCGCCGGAGCUGAGCGGCAGCGAUGAGGAGCCCCAGGAGCCGGCCCACUUUGACCGGGUGCGAACUAGCAGCACCCUGUCCCGCCUCUCCAAGCACAGCACCAAGAGCUCCCCCUCGGUGACCUACCGCUUCGGCUCGGCCGGGCAGGACACUCAGUUCUGCCUGUGGGACCUGACGGAGGACGUGCUGUACCCCCACCACCCGCUCUCCCGGGCCCGGACUCUCACCAACACCUUCAGCACCGGCAUCCCCUCCUCGGUGAGCGGUGGGAGCAACCUGGCUGGGGAGCCGGGGGGCAGCAGCGGUGGGUCCAUCCUGCCCCGCUCGCUCUCGCGCUCCAACAGCCUGCCCCACCCGGCCGUCACCGGCACCGCCAAGAGCCACGCAACGGACAGCACCGUGCCCUUCAGCAUCGGCAAGUUCGCCACGCUCACCCUGCAGGAGCGCCGGGACAAGAGUGCAGAGAAGGAGCACAAGCGCUACCACAGCCUGGGCAACAUCAGCAAGAGCAACGACAAGCUCAACGGGGAGCCCCGGAGCAAGCUGGACACGGCCAAAGUCCUGGGCACAGCCCUCUGCCCCCGCAUCAAUGAGGUGCCCCUGCUGGAGCCCCUGGUCUGCAAGAAGAUCGCCCACGAGCGGCUGACGGUGCUGCUCUUCCUGGAGGACUGCAUCAUCACCGCCUGCCAAGAGGGGCUCAUCUGCACCUGGGCCAGGCCUGGGAAAGCCAACCUCACCUCUCAGAACGGCAGCUCGCCCAGCGGCACUGUGGUAUAACCCUGGGAGUGCCCGCCUCUCACUCGAUGCCAGCCUGGCCACCUGGCACUGCCCAGACUCCAGGCCCUCGUUAUUUAACGCUAAUUGACGCUGCGUGGCCAGACGCUUCCCGUGGUGGUGAGCCGCUAACAGAGGUUUAAUAUAUAGAUCCCUGUCUACAGAGCACAGGUCCCUCCGCCAGCCCGGGCCACCCCCUCCCUUAACGUAUUAAUGGCCCCCUGUUUAAAGCGUUAUGGAACUUCAGCUCUGGAGUGAUGGGAGCAGAGCCGGUCUCCCCAGAGCCCUCACUUUGCACAACAGCCUGGAGUGCAGGAGCUGCGAGCGGCCCGGGGUGGGGGCGCUUUCUGCUGCCUCGGUUUCCUCAAAACACUCUGGAGUGGCCAGAAGGGCCUCUACAGGCCGGCACUACCUGCACUUCCUCUGCCAAGGGACGCCUACCCUGGAGCUUACACAGUCUUGGAGACCUGGCAUCCUGCCCCUACGUGGUCACAAGCUACCGCCGGCGUCCCUGGCACCACCUGCUGCUGUCCCAGAUCCCUUGCGGGCAGGCUGGGCUUUGUCCUGAGCCAGCGCUCGCUCUGGUGGCCCAGCUGAGGGGGAGCCUGCCUGCCUGCCUGUCUGUCCGUCCAUCCAUCCGUCCUCACCCUGCAAGGCCUCUGCGCCCACUACUGCUACUGAUCCCCAGACCCAGAGGCAGCAGGGCUGAGUGGAAAGGUGCCCAGAGGGCAGCCAGUUGGCAAAUCUCUCCUCCUCUCCUGCAUGUGAACAACCCCCAAAGAGCUGGAGAAACUCCCAGGCUGCUGUGCCAACACCCUGCGUUGUACCCGUUCUGGGCAUCUGCCCUGUGCCUGGGCAGAGAGGGGAGCCGUCGUCGGCAGUACCCGGCCUCCCCAUGGAGAAGGGCGCUGCCACGCACCUUGGCUCUCGCUAGGCUCCCUGGAGCUGUGGGCGCUCACGGCGCUGCCUGGCUGCCAGCCCCUUCUUCCUGCAGCUGGCCACAGUGCCGACCCUCUCGACUCUAAAGCCUUGGCCGUGAGCUCCAGCGGUGGGUGCCCGUGUGUUGUACUGAGAUCCUCUCCCUGAGAAUGGCCCCCCUGGGCUCACGUGGGGGGGAGGGACUUGGCCCCAGCUGCCUGAGCAACAGCCGCGGCCCCCACCGCUGUGGGAAGGCUGGCAGGAGGUGCACCUUUCGCUGGGCUGGGCCUGGGGAACUCCUCACCACUGGAGCAGGUGCCCCCCCCGGCCCCCCCUCCCCCCCGGGAGCUGACCCAAACACCCUGUGAAUUCCUGUGGCUUGGCUUGGCCUCGCCCCUGCUCGUCGUACACCCAGUGUGGGCCCUGGGAGAGCCCGGUCAGCGCAAAGAACAGUAUUAGCCUUGGUGUCCCCCCCCAUGGCCACUCACCUGUGCCCUCUAGCCCCCUCCCCCACAGGCAGCCCUCUGAGGCUCUGCAGGCACCCUGGGGCCCUACUACUGCUGGCCUUGGGGGCACCUGCCCACUGGACUCCCCCAGGUGGGGGGCAGGGGCCAUAGGGAGUGGGGACCCCUCUGCCGUCUGUUCCCCUUGUGGCUGAAUGUCUAAGUUAUGGAGCUGCGGUUCUGCAAGUUCUUAUUUAUACUAAAGAAACGAUUUUCACA